CGUGUUGUGUUGGAACUCGCCAUGUGACUAAACUUCGUCGUAAAUAUAGUUUACACACAGGAAUUACAUCUGAUCUUGACACAGUCAACAAAAUCACUCGCAGUAAUAUCAGAGUAAUUAUGCCGAGAAAAGUGAUAUCACUUUCGAAGAGGAAGACCAUGUAAUCUUGUAUCAUAUCUUUCGGAUCAAAAUGGCGGGCUUUUCGAUCUUCGAAACUCUGCACGUUGAGGUAAAUUGUCUAUUUGUAGCACCUCUGAACUCAGUACCCUUUUGGAUACUUGGCGAAAGGAAGAUCAGAAUAAUCUAUCACCCGUUAAAACUCUACAAAGGUAGAGCUGACCCAGACUGUGCAUUAGGCCAUCUUUUGAAGACACUGUUCAGAAAUGAUGAAUUUAUGGACAAACUAGUGAACUCCUAUAUCAUGAGCACUGUGGAACAGUUUAAUCUGAACUGCACUGCAGCCAGAGUGUUGUUAAAUGCCAUGCCUGGGCUGGAAAGUGCUGCAGUUUUUCAGGAUAUGGAAGCAAUGCUUAAUCGUUUAUGCAAGUGGGCCAGAGAAGCCUCAGAACCCCUGAGAUCAUAUGCUACAGGUCUUUUAGCAUUUGCCAUGGAGAGCCAGGAUAUUGCUGCAGUAUUCAGAGAAGAAAACUCCACCUUGGUUCCCUCUAUGCUGCGACGGCUGCACAUUUUAAAGGACUUGUCAGACCUUACACAGCCUGCUGUGACAGACCUGUCAAACAGGAUUAUCCUGAAAGCAAAGACAAACAGGAACAAGAGUGAAAACAGUAACAGCAUGAGUAACAAGAUAAAGAAAGUGAAUCUUGCUGAGCCAGGACCAUCAUGCACUGUGCCACAGAAUGGCGAAUUAUCCGGUUUGUGUAAUGGAGAAGUGGAAGAAGUGAAUAGCUACAAUGGAAAGGGCAAAAGUUGUCUACAAGCAAAACAUCCAUUGCUAGUUAAAACAAGCAAGGGUUUCCGUUCCACUGGAAAUGUAAUUUGUGCACCUAAGGGAGGGUACCACAUAGUCCCUAUGUCCUUUUCCCUCUCCCCCCUGACUCUUGGCAUGCAGCAGAGACUAAUUCUACAGUAUCUGACUCCCUUGGGGGAAUAUCAGGAGCUGUUGCCGACAGUGUUUGAGUCUAAAGCCCUGGAUCUUGUCAUGCACUACAUUACAUUUAAAGGCCAGGUGGACCUACAACUUGUCUUUGAAGCCCUCAAGUAUUUGGCAUCCCUUCUUUGUCAUAAAAAGUUUGCCACAGAAUUUGUGACUCAUAACGGUGUCCAGCGGUUACUAGAAGUGCCACGCCCAUCUGUGGCUGCUACAGGAUGUUCUAUGUGUCUGUAUUAUCUCGCUUACAAUGAGGACGCCAUGGAGAGGGUGUCCCUCCUACCAAACCCUGUGCUGAGUGACCUGGUCAAGUAUGCAUUGUGGCUUCUAGAAUGUUCUCACGACUCUGGCAGGUGUCACGCAACUCUCUUUUUCUCGCUCACGUGUUCAUUUCGAGCAGUGCUGGAAUUGUUCGACAGUAAUGAUGGUCUGCGGAAGCUUGUGAACCAGCUAAGUACGCUUUCAAUCCUUCGUCCCGACGAGGCAGAACUACUGAGUGAUGAUGAGGUGUUUGGCAGCCGGCAGACAGCAAAACACACUUGCAUGGCUCUACGGAGAUAUUUUGAUGCCCAUCUUCACAUCAGGGCAGAUGCGCUGAGGAGAUCUAUUGCAAGGAACGAGGGUGGAACACCACCAGUUCCAGUUCCAGCGUAUAAGGCUGCAUCCCUGUCUCACAGCAGUGUAAUGGAGAACUGUCAGUUGAUGUUAGAGUAUGCUCCAACAACACUGCGUUGGGAGCCUGUUGAGAUGAUGAACAGACUUCAAGGCUUCACCCUGCUGCUUCAGUUGAUCUCCCUAUCGUCAGACUGGGGAGUGACCAGUAAUAGAGCGGACGCCAUCCGAUUAGCAGCCGACGUGACCCGCCUUGCUUUAGAGAUGCUGUUUGUGUUGACAGUCGGUCCUAAGGCUCAGAUGGCGCUGUGUGAAGAAGUGCAACUUCCGUCAGGAGAACAACAGAAAGGAAUGAGGCUUCUGCUGCGUUGCGCUGAAGGGAGUUUACUCAAUGACUCUGAGGUACAGAAAGCCGCUCUCCACGUCAUUUGUAACUGUGUGUGCGGUCCUCGAGUCAGGAUUAGCGGAGCUGUUGCAAAAUUUCAGUCGAAAUCCAAGCCGGCUUUCAAAAGCAGCGACGACAUCUUAUCCAAGAUGUGGGGAUGUGUCAGGGCCAGUAAUGGCAUCAAGGUUCUGCUCUCCUUACUGAUGGUGAAAACGCCAUUGGUUGAUGCAGAUUGUAUUCGUGCUCUGGCUUGUAAAGCGUUAUGUGGUUUAUCGAGGAGCGACAAGAUUAGACAAGUCAUUGGAAAACUACAGCUGUUUAACAGCGGCCAGUUACAAAUUUUGAUGCGAGAGCCGAUCAUUGAGGAUAAUGCUUCUGACCACGCCCUUUUCUGCAAAUAUGCUGCCGAGCUACUUGAAAGAGUCACUGGUAAAUCCCUGGCUACGUCCUCUGCAGUCCCGUCCCUGUCUAGAAUAAACAAGGCUGAUGUUGUUGCGCAGACUCAUAUUUCAUAUCCGGCAAAAGAGCUUUUACAACUGGUUCACAGUCACCUCACAACCCAAGGACUUCAUGAGACUGCAGAGGUUUUACGGAGAGAAGCCAAUCUACCUGACCCAAAACCUGAAUCAAAUCUGCUUUACACGCCUACUAAUAGGAAAGUUCGAUUCAAUCACUCCUCAAGCCUUUCUACGGCCUCCUCUGGUGUUAGCACUCCCGGGACUCCAUCCCUGACGCGGUACCGAUUCAACGACCCUGGAACACCAACAGGAAAGCGGCUUCUACCUUCCGAUCUUUCUCGCCCUGCACGCCCACCGUCACCUCCUACGUUGGACAUGAUCGUGACGCGGUAUCUUCGCGAACAGCAUGCGCAGUGUAACAAUCCUGUGUCCGCUGGCCCUCCAUUCUCCUUAAUACGACCCCACAAAUGCCCUGAACCAAAGUACAGAUAUUACGCACCAUCGAACAUGACGACGAGGUUAAAGCGAAGAGAAGUGAUUCCGCGUCAUGGCGGAUUUAACGGCGCCAGACUAAACAGACGGUUUGUGUACGGAAGAUUUAAACCGCUCAGGGCCAUUCGCGAUACUGAAGAAAACAGCUUCUUUACAUGUGCAUGUUUUGCACCCGAUGGCAAGUCUGUUUUACUUGGAACACAAAUAGGCGAGUUGAAGGAAUACAACUUAAUAACUGGACAGGAAGAGGCGACUUAUCUCUGUAGCGCAGACAGAGCAAUUUCCAUGUGCCAAUGUUCAAAAGACCGCGAACUUUUAUUGACGUCAUCUUCGUCUGCUUUGCCUCCCUGUGCUCUUUGGUCAUUUGGAGAUGUUUUCGAAAUGAAACAUCCAUUUAGCGAGGACACUUGGGUAAAGUUUAGUAAUUUAUCAGAAGACAGAAUUAUUGGCACACACGACGCUACUGCGCAUAUUUACGACACUGCGACAGGUCAGCGGGUACUAACUCUGCACGAUUCCAACAACACUAACAACUACUCAAAGAACCUCGCCUCCUUUAAUCCCACGGACGACCUGGUACUGAACGACGGUGUAUUAUGGGAUGUCAAAGGCAAACGGGUUAUACACAAGUUUGACAAGUUUAACAACUUUGUCAGCGGCGUUUUUCAUCCCUCCGGGCUGGAGAUUAUCAUCAAUUCAGAGAUUUGGGAUCUUCGCUCUUUCCAUUUACUGGACACGUGUCCUUCACUAGAUCAAUGUCACGUGAUCUUCAAUAACAGUGGUGACGUCAUGUAUGGGGUAAAACAUCUUUCGGAUCCUUUGGAAAUACCGCUAGCUUCCAGGCUCCUUGGACCGUACGAGACCUCGUUCAGGACCUUUGACGCAACAGAUUAUCAACCAAUAGCUACAAUCGACGUUAAGAAGACAAUAUUUGAUUUGUGUACCGAUAUAACUGACAGCUUUGUAGCCGUUAUUGAGAAGUGUGUCUGCUUCAAAGUACCGUUUACGAUCAAAUGGAAGAAACAUCGUCAAAGGGAUUAACGGAAGCUACACUCAAAGAACAUAGGAUGCAGCGAAUAUCAGCUCAUAUCUGUGUCCUCGGAAAAGGUUACGUCGAAGCCAUUUGUCUCUGCGCUGAAAAAAAACUGCCUCACAGUUUCACUCAUCCGCUCUACGCUUUUUUUUUCUUCUUUUUUUCUUUUUCUUGUGGUUACGGUUACUUGCUCAAUUCCGAAAAUGCGGUGAGGCACAAUUAGUCAUGGGGUGUUUCGCUUUUUAACAGCCUCUUCGAGCAAGCGUCUUUUCGCCUUUCACUGCCCCCUCCUUCCACUUUCCACUCAAACUCUAAGUCAAACAUGGCCGGUGAAAUAAUCGAUCGCGAACUUCUUAACGUUAACUCGCCCUAAUAUAACGCCUGCACUGCAAGCUCAGGAGGUAGCAGUUAUCCCAGCUACCUCAUGCCACGACAAGUGGGAGAAACUUUGGCAAUGCGAACCAUCUGACUGGCUUUACUUGUCAUUUCAUGAUUGCAUAAGUUGCAAACUAUCAUCGUAAAGAUCUUGUCAUCAUGUCAUAACAGUUCACGUGAAUUAUUUCAUAUCAUAAAUUCGGUAACGUUCU
Molecule: messenger RNA, 4675 nt
Organism: Pocillopora verrucosa
Lineage: Eukaryota; Metazoa; Cnidaria; Anthozoa; Scleractinia; Pocilloporidae
Source: RefSeq, a predicted model, not a curated record